This is a messenger RNA of Doryrhamphus excisus (bluestripe pipefish), 2843 nucleotides long. RefSeq names its product HAUS augmin-like complex, subunit 6 (gene haus6). The record is from RefSeq and is a predicted model, not a curated record. Gene Ontology annotation, cellular component: mitotic spindle microtubule; HAUS complex. Lineage: Eukaryota; Metazoa; Chordata; Actinopteri; Syngnathiformes; Syngnathidae. Gene Ontology annotation, molecular function: microtubule binding. Gene Ontology annotation, biological process: spindle assembly.
AUGUCCGGGUAUAUAUUGGAAGAUUUGGCGGUUGUUUUAUUUUGUUCAAGAGUGCGCAUCGUUCACGUAACGUAGGCAAGAAACUUUAAACCGACAAUUUAGUUGUUUGUUUUAAAACCGUACUGUUUGUUAAACUGGUUUUGAGCAGCAGUUACUCCUUUUGGCGUUUUUGGAACGUACAUUUAUCAAUUGAAAACAAGUGGCGAAGCUAACUAAGACACUUCUCGGUGUUAGCACGAAGAUUUAGCUAGCUGGCGUGGAUGCAAAGCCUGUGCCCAUCCCGGAGAUGGCGAGCCAAACAUUUUUACAAAAACAGAGCGGUAAAUAUCUGUGGAUAUCCCUCCUUUCUCUGGGCUUUCAGCCUGAUAAUUACCUCUCGUCAAAUAUAAGCAAGACAACCGCAAAACACGUCAACUUGGGACCAAAUAUGUUUGACAAGCCCAACAAAGAUGCUUUCUUCAUUGUGAUUAAUUUCCUGUUGGAAAAACUCAAUCCAACAAGAUUUCAACAGACAUACAGAUUUUGCUUGCCCGUGGUUGGGAGCAAACAAGAUGCUGAGUUCCGGAAAGUGACCUGCGCUUGGCUCCGAGAAGUGAUGGAUGAAACUGGAUACACUGGCUCCAAAAUGGUUGCAUCAUUGCUACUCUCACCUGGAGGCCCCAAGUUCACCAGUUUAAUGCUCCAUUUGGCCAAACAGGUGAUGCUACAGGAAAUGAAAACUUUCACUGCAGAUGAUGGCUUUGUGCCCGAGUCUGCAGCAACGCCAGCAUCUUCACUCGACAUGGCGAGCAAGAGACUCCACUUGGCUAAAACCAGGUUUUUGAAAGAGGCUGUGCACCAGGAUCGCGUACUGCAGGAAUACCACAAUCAAGCCAAGGGCAUUGAAGAUUCCCUGCGACACCUCAGAGAUGAGAGUAAGAAGUACGAUGCUCUCCUCAAACAUCAUAUUGGCGAUUCUCUUCAACCGGAAGAGUCUUCCGCAAACAAAACUGAAAUGGUUCGAUCCCUCUGGUCGGACAUCGAUGAAAUGCAGUCGACUACUGAAGAGAGCCAAAACGUUUUGGAAAGCGUCAUAAAAGGAGUAGUGGACCAGUACAUUCUAGACGGCACAGACCGCCGCCUCCAAAUUCCUCACAGCCUGCUUGAGAGGAUUGAACAACUCCCCCAACAGCUGAGCUCUGGGAGUGUCUAUAAGGCUCAGCAGCUGAACCUGCUCUGCGUGUUGGAGGUGGCAAACCAUGCUCUGCGCCUCCUCAAGGAGGAGCGUUGCCGUGUCCAGAAGGCCCCCAAACCACAGCUCAACUUGACACACUUGGAGCAGAAAUGUCAACAGAUGGCUCGUGGGCUGCAGGACCUUCAGCUCCUCAGAUUGAAGAGUUCCAAAGAGGAUAUCCCUGAAGUGAGGAGGCAUAUCGGAGACUUGGAGGCCGAGUGGGACAAAAAGUGGAUGGACACACUGAAAGACACGCCUUUGGUCUCGUUUCUCAGUGAAGAUCCAACUCCUGGCUUUCUCUCCCCAAUGGCACGCCUGUCAUUUGAGCCAGCAGCUGAUGCGAGCCAUGGAUGUAGUAUCUUCUCUCAGUUCCCUGCCAAGCUCCCUGAUAAGUCUUCAGAGUGCAAGUUGCCGGAGGGCGACGGCAAUACUUGCUCAUUCCUCAAAAGCUCCUUCUCCACAGCCGACAAGCAUCGAGGAGGGGAUAUUGCAGCCUCUGCAUCGCCCCAAGUCAACUCCUCUCUGGACUGGCUUUUUGAUACGCCUCCAUCACCUUCUCAGAAGACUCCAUCUCUACCACAACAGGCCACUGUGAGCAUUCAUCCGAAGGUGACCCCCACCAGGGCCAAGAUUCCAGUAUUAGACAUGGAAUGUGAUAACCUUGCUGAUCAGUUUGCAAAUGCUGUAGCUCCGACCAGUUCAACAGCAGACCAGCUCGAUAGUUUGGAUCUGGAGUGGAUUCUUGGUACUCUUCACGAAGAUCCCUUCUCCACUAGGAAACAGCUGCCUCGCACGCCUGAGAGUUUGAUUUUGGAUAUAAAGACCUCCUGGCGGAAGGCCGUAGAGAAGGACGCAGCAGAGAAAGCACAACAGCCACUUGAGUGUAACUUUGUCGCUGGUCACAUCACUCCCCCGAGUGAGGCUGACGGCACUCUCCUGAGCCCGCCUUGCUGCUCAGACAGUGUAUGCUCCCAACCCUGCAGUCCCCCAAGCAACCAAAAGAGGGCCGUGAUCAGGUCAUCUCUACUCGAGGGCACAUUUCGGGCUACUGGCAGCCCGAGUGACACCACCAUCACCACCACCAGUAGCAUCCUGCCACAGUUUAGCCUCGAUCAAGAAACUCUCCCUGAACUGCCCAGCUGCAACAGUCUACUCAGCCUUGACGAAGAGGAAGAUGAGCUGCUCAUCCCCUGUCAGAAAAAAGACUUCACAAUGUCUCCAUUAAAGUCAGGUAAUCGUCCGAUCCAGCAGCUGCGUGGUGGCUCCUCUGCGGAGAACAUAAGAUUACCCGAGUGCAUUCUUCUGGGUCAUGAAAUUUCAGCAGAAGCCAGCAAGGAGGUCUUUUCACUGGAUCUACAUGCACUGGACACGCAGUCCCCCACAAAGCAAGAAUACUGCCUUCCCACGCUCAUAACGUUCUCCCCAAUAGAGGACAUGAAGUGUUAGCUACGUUGUCUGUUGUGUAUGAUUUUAUUUUAACCUUAUUUGUACAUUUCUCUUUUGCACUAAAUGGGAAAAGUCUUAUCUGUGGUAAUACACACAGUCUUUGUCUUUGUCUCAUUUCUAAUUAUUAAUUUCUAAUAAUUAAAUUGAGCUGUAAAUGAUUUGGAAUAAUUAAAAUAACUACCAC